Molecule: messenger RNA, 1197 nt
Organism: Populus nigra (black poplar)
Lineage: Eukaryota; Viridiplantae; Streptophyta; Magnoliopsida; Malpighiales; Salicaceae
Exons: 2
Coding region: 196-990 (264 amino acids)
Source: RefSeq, a predicted model, not a curated record
UCCAACCAACACAGUAUUCACGUGAACGACUGAAAGGCGGGUUUUUCGCCCUUGAGACCUCGUCACUACUUAAUGCCUAUCCACUCCAUUCUCCGUCCAUAGCUAGAUCGCUAGAUUGCCGUUGUAAUAAACCCUAGAUCCCUUAUUUUCAACCGCUAGAUCUUUCCUCUGUGAAAUACUAUCCUCCAAAUCACAAUGUAUCCGGAUGAUGCUCGAUCCUAUGAUGCAGGAGACGAUCAUCCAUCCCUGGAUGCUUCUGAGAUACCAACUUUUUUCAAAACCAUGGUGCCCACUGUUGCUCGAAUCUAUAAUGUUUUUGAAUCCGGCACGCUAUCCUUGUUUGCAGCUGGUGUUGUGAUCUCACCUUAUGGCCACAUCCUUACUAUCAACACCGACACCGGCACUAACAGAACAGGAAUGCAUGUUUGUUUUAAAGAUGAUGAUGAAGGAUUCAAGGCGGCUAUCUGUCAUGAAUAUGCUGAUCAUCCAUUUUUAUUGCUCAAGUUGGAGUCAGAGAGGGAGGACUUUCCCUAUGCACGCCUCGCUACCUCUGCAGCUGUACAAGGCAGUGAGAUUCAUUUUAUUCAUGUCUUUUUUAAUAAUGCGUAUCGAUAUCUUAAAGGAAUGGUUUCAUGUCCGAACAGAAACUUGUCAUCUGUUAUCAUGAGUAAAGAAGUGCAACAAAUAGUUGCACCUAGCAUUAAGCAUGCUUAUCACAAGAGAGUUCCGAUACAAUUUGUGGAGGUAGGAGCUAUUUAUGGCAGCGAGCAUGUGUGUGGCACCCCAUUUUUUAGCAAGAAUGGGACUGUUGUUGGCAUCUACUAUUUCAGUGCCUUUAAUCUAGCUUAUGGAUUUAAUCUGGAUUACCUGGAGACGAUGUCCCCUGCUUGGGAGGAAAAGAUAACCGAGUGUCAACCAGCAAGGCGGACCAAACUUACCUCCGACGGAUUGGCCUCCGGUUCUCAAUCUGGGGGGCAGCGUGCUAUGUAAGCUGCGGCGGCUGCUGUGGUGACCGGUGACCAAUUCAUCAUAUUGCUACCACAACACUUAGUUUUAGCAUGACUGGUCUCUGAUGCUUGUUAUUAAUGUUCAUUUCCUGUUCCAUCUAUGCUUUUCUUUUGUAUUGACAAUACCCACCCCCAAAACCCCCUUUUUCUGUCCUGGUGUUUAUGUUACUGGUCUUUAGUUUAUGUUUAA